AUGUCGCCGUCCAGAGACGAGCCCUUGCCCGCCUCGUCGGACGAUCGAGAGACGCACUCUGACGGACAGCCUCCUGACGACCCGCUGCCGCCCGUGUCCGCCGAUCUGUCGUCCCUCGCGCGCGCUGUCAAGGCCCGCCGGGCAGAGUACAUUCGUCCACGAAAAAUCCGCAUCAAGGUUGGCACAUGGAAUGUCGCUGCCAUCCCCGGCACGGAAAAGGAUAUCGGGCACUGGUUUGUGGGAGGAAAGGGGUUGUCUCGACAGACGUCGAGUCUAGACUCUCAGAAGGACCAUCAAGGAGAAGAAGAACAGCGUCAAGACAGCAAGAAGGAGGAGGAGUCCGGACAGGAAAACCCUGAAGGGCUCGAUCCAGAGGAUGUAGGGAUCUACGUGCUGGGGUUGCAGGAAAUCGUCGACCUCUCCUCGCCCUCCGAGGCCUUUUUCAAACCCUACGCCAAUCCAGAGCCUUCCAAUCGUUGGAAAGAGGCCGUUCAGGAGGCUCUCCCUCCGGGCUAUCAGCUGGUUGCCGAAUCCCAGCUGGUAGGCCUGCUGCUGCUGGUGUAUGCAGCCCCUAAUGUCGCUCCCACCAUCUCGUCCGUCAGCUCGACCAGCGUGGGUACUGGGUUGUGGGGGUACCUGGGGAAUAAGGGUGCUGUCGUGACUCGCAUCGUCCUGGGCGAGACCACCCGCCUGGUCUUUGUCAACUGCCAUCUGGCGGCGGGCGCAGACAAGGGCAGCCUGGAGCGACGCAACUGGGAUGCCGCUCAGAUUGUCGAGCGCGCCCGGUUUGGCCCCAUCGACGCGGACGAUGAGAUCUACGGCGAGCCCAGCGACACCAUCGGCAAGGAGGAUUUUGCCUUUUGGUUUGGAGACCUCAACUACCGUCUCGAUGGCAUCCCCGGCGAGGACGUCCGUCGUCUGCUCAUGCUGCAUACCCAGAACGAGUACGAUCUAUCUCACAAGUCCACCAUAACGACCAGGAGUGAUAUUGAUGCUUGGGAUAGUUCUGAUCUGUCCUCCACGGAGGGGGCGCAGGAUAGAAGAAAGUCUACGUCUACUAUACCGGGGCCCAUAACGUUGAUCGACAACGUGGACCCCCAAUCCGACCCAACAUCACUACAGACUACGCUGUCAUCGCUGCUGCCGCACGACCAGCUGCGCAUCCAGCAGCGGGAGAAAAAGGCCUUCCACGACGGCUGGAGGGAAGGAGAAAUACGGUUUUUGCCCACGUACAAGUACGACGUGGGGAGUGUUGCCAUGUUUGAUUCCAGUGAAAAGCAGAGAGGGCCCAGCUGGUGUGAUCGGAUCCUGUAUCGCUCCAAGCAGGACCUGCUGAACUACGAACGACAGGCCAGAGAAGCCGAGGAGGCCCGCAAGAGGGACGAAGAGAUGAAGGCCCGUGGCCUGGACAAGGCCGCGGAAGACGAUAGCGUGCUAUUUGAGUAUGACCCGGAGGUCGACGGCGCGGACGAUGCGGACGAUCAUCAUGAAGACGAUACCGCCUCACGAGGCUCCGCGCCGUCGGAGGAGCGAGCAGAUUUCGACGAUCCGAUCAAACUGACUCAUUACACAUCACACCAAGGCAUCUUGUCCUCGGACCAUAAACCGCUGGACGCCAUCUUUACGCUGACCUACAACGCCGUCAUCCCCGAACUCAAGGCCAAGGUGCACCAGGAAGUGGUUCGGGAAUUGGACAAAGCCGAGAACGAGGCUCGACCGGGUCUGACGGUGGUGGUCGACCAUCAUGACGAUGACGAGGGCAAAUCCGACGCGGCCCGCGAUCCCAACGCAAUAUAUUUUGGAGGCAUUCCUUUUGACGUUCCGAUCAGUCGAAAUCUGACGAUUGCGAACACCGGCGGGGUUCCCGCGACUUUCUACUUUUCUUCAAAACCCAAAGGAGAUCAACCGGAGGGGGCCACCCCUCCCUGGCUGGAUAUCCGGGUGGAUUGGCCGGCUAACGAGAAGGGGCCGGAGGAGAAGAAGCGCGGUGGUCCGGAUGAGUAUACUCUGGCGCCGGGCGACUCGGUCGCGGUCGAGGUCACCGCGUGCGUCAAGGAUAUCGAGCAUGUUCGCCUGCUCAACGCUGGCAAGGCUAAGAUUGAAGACAUAUUGGUGCUGAGUGUCACGAGCGGCCGGGACCACUUCAUUCCGGUGUAUGGGAAGUGGCUCGCGUCCUGCUUUGGCCGUUCGCUGGAGGAGCUCACCCGGAUUCCCGAGAGUGGUGUUCGCAGCAUUGGGUUGAUGUCGUCUGAAGAGACACUGCGAAUGGAAGAGAACGUGCGCCUAUCCGCACCGCGAGAGCUCUUCCGGCUGACGGAGGCGAUCUCGGAUAUGGCCGAACGAGCAGUGGCCGAGUGGAGCAUGACGAAGGGAGGAGAGUCGGACGGCGAAACGCCGCCAUGGGCAUCCGAGCCUCACGGACUGGGCUGGCCAUUCAGCCCGGAGACAUGGACGCUUCGGGACGCAGCCUCGCGCACACCGCUGCUGUAUAGCGUCCGGGAGGCGCUCGACACGGGUCGCGCACUGAACACGAUCUUCGCGCCUGAGGUGCCGUCGCUGCACCGGCUAGAGAUUCUGUCGGAGACGCUGGUCUCGUUCCUGCGGUCCCUGGAGGACGGGAUCAUUCGGGCUGCGGUGUGGCGGGACAUGGAGCAGCAGCUGAUCGCGCAAGAAAAGGCCAAGAGCCUCUGGCGGUCUCCGGAGGACAUGCAGGCGUGGGUGCUGGACACUCUGGCCUCGUCGCCCGUGCACAGCGUCUCGUUCACCUUCCUGACGUUCAUGCUGAACCAGAUCAUCAACGAGGUCGCUCCGUCGUCGCGUCCUCCAGCGCGGCCUUCUCCGCCAGCGAGGUCCCCGACGACGCCAGCAACACCGUCAGAGUCGAGGUCCUCCACGGACACUCCCUCAGGCAUGUCCUCGCCAGCGCGUCUCUACCGGUCACGAACAUGGGGGUCAUCAAGCGGGUCGACAGAGACAGUAACCGAUCCGACAGAGCUGCGCCGCCAAGCUGUAGAGACGACGCUAGCGACGAUAUUCUCCGACGUGAUGAUAUCGACGGCUGUGCCGGCGCCGACGAAGGACAAGGAGAGACGGGCGUGGGAGGAGAGGAAGCGGAUGGUGGUGCAGGCGUUUCUGCAGCCCAGCAGCAGGCGGGAGGAGCAGCACUGA
Molecule: messenger RNA, 3168 nt
Organism: Rasamsonia emersonii CBS 393.64
Lineage: Eukaryota; Fungi; Ascomycota; Eurotiomycetes; Eurotiales; Trichocomaceae
Product: Inositol polyphosphate 5-phosphatase-like protein
Exons: 1
Coding region: 1-3168 (1055 amino acids)
Biological process (GO): phosphatidylinositol dephosphorylation
Molecular function (GO): phosphatidylinositol-4,5-bisphosphate 5-phosphatase activity
Source: RefSeq, a predicted model, not a curated record